CCUCUCUCACGCGCCCUCCCUCCCCGCCUCCGCCCGCAGUGGCCCUGCCUCCCGAGAAGACCGACGGGCUGGCCAGUGGAGAUGAGAAGAGGAUGGAGAAGCCGAACGAGUCCUGCCCGGGCUCCAAGAAGCAGCUGAAGUUUGAGGAGCUACAGUGUGACGUGUCCGUGGAGGAGGACAGCCGGCAGGAGUGGACCUUCACGCUGUAUGACUUUGACAACAACGGGAAGGUCACUCGCGAGGACAUCACCAGCCUGCUGCACACCAUCUACGAGGUGGUCGACUCCUCGGUGAACCACUCCCCGACGUCCAGCAAGACGCUGCGCGUGAAGCUGACCGUGGCCCCCGAUGGGAGCCAGGGCAAGAAGAGCAUCCUUCUCAACCAUCCCGACCUGCAGACCACCAGGCCCAGAGCAGAAACCAAGCCCGCGGAGGAGCUGCGCAGCUGGGAGAAGAAGCAGCGAGCCCCGCUCAGGUUCCAGGGAGACAGCCGGCUGGAGCAGCCCGGCUGCCAGCACCACUGCGUGGACGAGAACAUUGAGAGGAGAAACCACUACUUGGAUCUCGCCGGGAUAGAGAACUACACGUCCCAGUUUGGGCCUGGCUCCCCGUCCGCGGCCCAGAAGUCAGAACUGCACCCCCGUACCUCCAACCCCACGCGGUCCCGCUCCCACGAGCCAGAAGCCGUCCACGCCCCACACCGAAAGCCCCCAGGCGCAGACCCCGGCUCCUCCCACGGCCCCGACACCCCCUUCGCCAAGGUCUCGGAGGCCCAGCAGCGACUCCGGGGCGCCCAGGACGGGAGCAAGCACUUUGUGAGGUCCCCCAAGGCCCAGGGCAAGAGCGUGGGUGUGGGCCACGGGGCCAGAGGGGCAAGAAGCAAACCCCCUCUGGGACCCACGGUCCCCGCGGCGUCCCCAUCCGCCCACCUGGCCACCGGUGUGGCCCUCCUCCCCACCCUGGCCCCCCUCGGCCACAAGAAGCACAAGCACCGAGCCAAGGAGAGCCAGCCGGGGGGCCGGGGCCUGCAGGGGCCGCUGGCCUCGGGCGGCGCCCUGGUGGGGCGGGACCAGGGGAGGGAGCUGCCCGCCGUGGUGGUGUUCGACGGCCCGGCCGGCCAGGCGGUCCAGAGACACGAGCAUCGCCACCACCACGAGCACCACCACCACCACCACCACUUCUACCAGACCUAGGCCCACUGCGCCCCGCCCGCCCCGGCAUUCGCAUUCUAUUAAUUAUUGUUAUUAUGACGAGUAUUGUUAUUAAUAAUUAUUGUUACUCCACUAAUAUUCCGCUAGGCUCCAUGUAGAAGAUCUAUGGAAACACAGACGUCAACUUUUAUUUAUAAGUGUGGGGACUGCGUGCGUGCGUGACUCCCCCAGGGAGCGGCCCUGAGCGCGUCAGCGGCCGGCGGCCGGCAGAGGCUCCCUCGGGGUCCCGGCUGUGGUCCCCACGCAGCCCCCCACCCUCCCCAGCCCCACCCCGCUCCGGGAGCCCCUCGGCCAGACUCCGCCCCACCCCCCCAUCUCUUCCAGAGACCCUCGAAAUCUCCGAGAAGAUAAACAGCUGCUACCUCUUAGUGUUAUUCUGAUUUUGUUUUGCCCUUGACCGACGGUACCACGCUCCGAGGAUUUCGGCGGACUGUGGCCGCGCCACCUCCCCGGCUGCUGUGUUCUCACGUCCUGGCCUGGGACCCUUAGCUGUCCUCUCUGGAGUUCUCCUCCAUGCCUUUCCAGGGGGGUCGUGCCCUCGCCCCAACGGGUCCCUCUUUCCCGCCGCACACCAUGUGAACCUACACUUCUCCUUCUCCUCCUCCUCCUCCUCGAUUCCGUAGAAAGAUACACACACACUUCUAAAGACUGCCCCUGAAACCAGACUUCUCACGGGGGAAGCCUCCGGGGAGGCCCCCAGCCCCACGGACCAGCGGGGGUUUCCCGGGUCGGGCAGUGGGGUGCUGCCGGUUGUGCUGAAGGAAGAUGGGGAAGCCUGAGUCCUGCCCUCGGCGAAUCUGUGCGUCCCCACGGGGUUCUGGGACCGAGCUCUGUCUCUGUCGCUCGCUGCCAUCUGUCCAUUUCUAUGUAUCUUUCUAUAAACACACACUCUCAGGUACCUUU
This is a messenger RNA of Phyllostomus discolor (pale spear-nosed bat), 2114 nucleotides long. Its product is annotated as protein naked cuticle homolog 1. The coding region runs from base 93 to 1193 and encodes 366 amino acids. NCBI's taxonomy places the organism in Eukaryota, Metazoa, Chordata, Mammalia, Chiroptera, Phyllostomidae. Gene Ontology annotation, biological process: negative regulation of Wnt signaling pathway. Gene Ontology annotation, cellular component: cytoplasm. Gene Ontology annotation, molecular function: calcium ion binding. The transcript is spliced from 6 exons. The record is from RefSeq and is a predicted model, not a curated record.